CCGGCGGGAUCCUGCAACGCGGUCGCAGCAGUAACGAUAGUGCCGGCGGGCUUGGGCGGCGGCGGAGGCGCGCGCUCCCCCAGGCGGACCGUACCACCCCCGCCAACACGCGGGGGGAGCCUCCCGCCCCGCCGCACACGCCUCGGCGACCCCGCGGAGCUGAGGCUAAGCCGCGCCCGGGAUCGUGAGCGAGUAGCCGGCCUCGACCCCGAGCUCUGAGCGCCGCUGGCAGCGUCCGCCGCCGGCCCCACCCAUCCGGACCGCGGAGGCCGCGACCAUGGCCGAGACGGAAGAGCGGAGCCUGGACAACUUCUUCGCCAAGAGAGACAAGAAGAAGAAGAAGGAGCGGAGCAGCCGGGCGGCGAGCGCCGCGAGCGCCACGGGCGCGGCGGGCGGCGCCGGCGGGUGCAGCGGAGCCGCGGGCGCGGCGGGCGGCGGGGCGGGCACGGGGACACGGCCGGGCGACGGCGGAACCUCCGGCGCGGCCACGGGCCCCGGGGCCGCCACCAAGGCCGUGACUAAGGAUGAAGAUGAGUGGAAAGAAUUUGAGCAAAAAGAGGUUGAUUACAGCGGCCUCAGAGUUCAGGCAAUGCAAAUAAGUGAAAAGGAAGAAGAUGAGAAUGAAAAGAGAGAAGACCCGGGUGAUAAUUGGGAAGAAGGUGGAGGUGGUGGCGGUUGUAUAGAAAAAUCUUCAGGUCCCUGGAAUAAAACAGCUCCAGUACAAGCACCUCCCGCUCCAAUAAUUGUUACAGAAACACCAGAACCGGCGAUGACUAGCGGUGUGUAUAGGCCUCCUGGGGCCAGGUUAACCACAACAAGGAAAACACCCCAAGGACCACCAGAAAUAUACAGCGAUACACAGUUCCCAUCCCUGCAGUCCACUGCCAAGCAUGUAGAAAGCCGGAAGGAUAAAGAAAUGGAGAAGAGCUUUGAAGUAGUAAGACACAAAACUAGAGGUAGGGAUGAGGUUUCAAAAAACCAGGCCCUUAAACUUCAGCUAGACAACCAGUAUGCUGUGCUUGAAAAUCAGAAAAGCCACACACAGUACAAUUAAGGACUGGUCUUUGCUAACCCUUCUAAGGUAACUAGACAACAGCUAACCACCAAGAACAGCCAUUCAUCAUCUGAUCUCUGCUGGAUCUACAAUUGAUGCAGACCACUUGGUAUAAGUGACCAGCCCUGUUGCACUGUGGAAGUUUAUAAAGUGUCAAAACUGCUCAUUUUGUUUAUUGCAUUUAGGGGGGUUUUCAUUGUUACAUACACACAUGAACUGUAUUCACCAGUGUUCUUUCAUAAUUACUCUACAAAAACAAAACCUGCAGCCAGUGGUCAUUUCAAAAUCUUUUUAUGUUCAGAUACUGAGCCUUCGUAAGGGUUGACUACCUCAGAUUUGCUGCACUCAUUGUGGACUUCAUGUGGAUCACAACUUCUGGAUAAGAAGGUUACAGCUAUUAAGUGUCGAUGUGAAACUUGAAACCAGCUCUACUGGAUUCCUAUGAGAAAUCCUGCAGAAAGUCAGCCACCUGGGUUCUGAUCUGCUGGAAAAGAUGAAGAUUUAAGUGACCUUAAUUAACCUGUCCUGUGUCCCACCCUUAAGGAAUACUUUGUAGUGUUCUGUGGCUCUGUUAGACUUCCUGGAACAUGCCGCUCUGAAAGGACUAGUGUGUUCAGAUAGUUCAGAUAAUCUGUGUAGGGCUGUGAUUUAUAAUUUAAACUUUUGAGUUGUAUUCUGAGGUAACCACAAAUUAAAUUCAACCAAACUUGGGUCCACCAAGUGGGAAAUGGGAUGGGGGAGGGAAUAAUCUUAUUUCUUACAGUAAUUUUUUUUAUUUGGGUAGUGCUUUUUCUGUGUUCCACAUUAAGGUGUUUUUUUGCUUUCACUUGGAAUAAGUUCUUGGACAGUGCAUAUUGCUUAAGUGAGUAACCUGAAUAUGCGUUAGAAUUGUGAAAUGUGUCGUGAAUUUGCCAAUCCCUUGAACGGAACCAAAUAGCCUUUGAUAUAAAGGGCAGUGGAUGCAGGGGGCUCUACUUCAGGUGCUGCUAAAGCCUCCUCUGAUCAGGUCUAAAUUGUAAGGUAAACUGCAGUGGAAAGAGUGGCUUCUGCUCAGGCUAAGGGAUUCGCUGACUUAUCCUUAAUACAUUCAAAGCAAUGGGAGCAGAACCUCAGCCUGAAACCCACUGGUCUCAUAGGUCUUGCAUGAUCUUUGACAAGAUUUCCGGAUAGACUUGUGCCCAAAUUUUUAAGUUAUUGGAUAUUCUGUAGAUGCAGUGAUUGUUCCAGCUUAGCUCCAUUAUCAACCUUCUGGUGUGGUUUUUUUUUGUUGUUCAUUUGGAGAGUCAGGGGUGAAAGACAGGUGAUGUAGCACUUCUCUUUUUAACAAUUACAGCUUAACUAUCCAGCAAAUUUUCAAGUCAGUAAAAGGAACUUCAGGAAGCUACCCAGGAUUACCAAAAAGUCUUUCCAUCUAAUGAGGUAGUCUGGUAAUUUCCUAGUUUUGUAUCUUUGGUUCAAUAGAAAUAUUUCAAAGUGGUAUGUGACCACUUGAUGCAGAGUCUGGGUUUCUCUAUAAUAAAUCCCUUUGCCAAAUGCAGGAGUUGCAGACUUGCUACUGGCAAGAGUGAAGCAAAUGGAUGAGUAAAACUAUCCUAUGUGGGAGCAUUUUCCUGUAGGAGCUCAGUCUUGAAAGUGUCACUGCAGUCGCUGGACUCCUGGGAGGGUUACAGGAUCUCCUGACAGAACCUGCCAGCUAUAGUGGGCAAUAAUGUUGCAUUCUUUGGAGUGGUGGGCAGAUGUCUGCCUUCUGGUGUAUUUGGGUGAGUGGCUGAGCCAGCCAAGGAGAGGUUGGAUGAUUAAGUGAGAAACAAUUCUUGGUUAAACUGAAGACUUCAUUUGGGAACCAAAAAUAUUGACACAUAAUCUCUUGGACCUUGAGUCACGUAUUUCCCCUGAAAUACAUGUUUUUUUUUUCCAGUAAGAUUUUGUUGGUUAUGUUAUUGAGGAAAAAACUAGGGUGAAUAUGUGAAACUGUUACUUAAUAGCAUUUGUACUAGAAAUCUGAAGACCUGCAGGAGGUUUAAAAUUCCAACUCUUGUUUGAAGUUUUUAAAAGAUAUUGAAAUUAUCAAAAAUGCACAUGAAUCAAGUUUUAAUAUACAGUAUGAUGGGUGGAUAAGGCUGUCCAUUGUACCAUUUCUUUCUUUGAAUUCUCAGGCAUGGUUUGGCAGUGCAAGAACUCUGUAACAUUAACAAAUUAAAUAAAAAGUAAAUAUAUGGA
Messenger RNA from Manis javanica (Malayan pangolin), 3274 nucleotides. It is a transcript of the gene CDV3, whose product is annotated as CDV3 homolog. Lineage: Eukaryota; Metazoa; Chordata; Mammalia; Pholidota; Manidae. The record is from RefSeq and is a predicted model, not a curated record. Gene Ontology annotation, cellular component: cytoplasm.